AUGGCUUCCUCGCUGCGCCUCGACGGCGACAGGACGGAGCAGUUUGAGUGGCGCCACGGCCACGGCGACGAGGUCCGCGAGCUGUCUGGCAGCGCGCAGCCUAAGCUCUCCCGUGGUAGCCCCGAGUUUGCGUUUGUCGGAACCGGCGCCGGGGGCGAGCUAGGCGAGAUGUUUGAUCUCGUCGUCGUCAUGGGCUUCCUGCGACUUGUACGAGCCGUCUGUCCCGCAGUCCACCAUCAAUGCCUCGGCGGCGCGUUCCUCGCCAGCGGCUGUGGCUGUGAGCUAGACGGUUCCGAGGGAGGAAUGAUUGGUGAUGGAGCGCGCGAUUCAUAG
Purpureocillium lilacinum is the source of this 333-nucleotide messenger RNA. RefSeq lists its product as uncharacterized. Lineage: Eukaryota; Fungi; Ascomycota; Sordariomycetes; Hypocreales; Ophiocordycipitaceae. The record is from RefSeq and is a predicted model, not a curated record.